AGGUCAAUAAAUACAUGCCAAUUCCACAUCCAUUAUCACGACCACAAAUCUCUCACCCCUUCUCCCUCUCAAUAGAAGGAGCUCACAAACUCAGAUAAUUAGAAACUACAUCGAAAAUGGCACAAAAGGUGGAAGCGCAAGGAGGCAGAGGAGGAAAGCAAUGGGACGAUGGAUCCGAACACGACGGUGUGACGAAGAUUCACAUAGAAGUUGGUCGCAAAGGCAUUCAACACAUCAAGUUCGAUUAUGUCCGAAACGGACAACUCAAAGAAGGAUCGGUCCACGGUCUCAAACGUAACAGAGUUCAAACGUUUGAGAUUAACCAUCCUGAUGAAUAUCUCGUAUCCGUGGAUGGUACGUACUAUGAUGACAACGGUAUCAUUCAAUCGCUACGGUUCAAGACCAACAAGAACACUACCGAUGUCUUCGGAUACGACGUGGAUGAUGGUACUUCGUUUUCAAUUGAAGCCAAGGACAAGAAGAUUGUCGGGUUUCAUGGGUUUGCUGGUAACGAUCUCAAUUCGCUUGGAGCAUAUUUCGUACCGAGUUCAUCGUCCUCGCCCGGUUCGUCUCUGUCUCCUCCGUUGAAAUCGGAAGCGAAAGGUGGUAACGGAGGAGAAUCAUGGGACGAUGGUGCUCAUGAUGGUGUAAGAAAAGUGUUGGUCGGACAAGGCGAUUCUUCUGUCGUGUAUGUCAAGUUCGAGUACGAGAAAGGUGGCGAAAUCGUAGCUCGUGAUCAUGGCAAGAGGACUCUACUAGAGCCCGAAGAGUUUGUGCUUGGACAAGACGAGUACAUCUCGUCGGUGGAGGUUUACUACGAGAAAGUAUAUGGCAGUUCGAGCGAAGUCAUCAUGGCUCUGAUCUUCAAAACGUCAAAGGGAAGAACCUCUCAGCCAUUCGGUAUAGUGUCCGGCACAAAAGCCGUGCUCGACGGCAAAGGUGGCAAACUCCUAGGGUUCCAUGGACGAGCGGGCGAAGCUCUUAACGCCAUUGGAGCGUAUUUUGCUGCUUCGGCCGCUUCUUCUCUGUCCCCCGCCAAGAAAAUCGAAGCUCAAGGCGGCGAUCUGGGAGAUUCAUGGGACGACGGCGUUCACGACGGCGUUAGGAAAGUGCACGUCGGGCAAGGUGAUUCCAGUGUCGUGUACGUUAAGUUUGAGUACGACAAGGGCUCAAAGCUCGUGGUCGGAGCGGGUCAUGGAAAGAAAACGCUUCUUGAGCCUGAAACGUUUGAGCUCAACUAUCCAAGUGAAUACAUCACGGCGGUAGAGGGCUACUACGAUAAAAUCUAUGGAAUCAAAGCUCCCGUCAUUACCUCGCUUAGGUUCAAGACGAACAAGCGGACUUCUCCACCGUUUGGGAUCGAGGCCGGUACGAAAUUCGUGCUUGGAGAGAACGGUAGCAAAAUCGUCGGCUUCCAUGGGAAAGCAGGCGAUGAACUUCACAAGAUUGGUGUUCACGUUGUGCCAACCGGCUUCACCAAGCCUUUAGGGAAGUGGAUUAAGAUGAAGCAACAAGGAAGGGGUCCAGCGGAGAGAAGCUCACACGUCAUAGCCGUGGUGGGAGACAAAAUGUACUCAUUCGGCGGCGAGUUCCGGCCAAACACUCCCAUCGACAGCCACAUCUAUGUCUUCGAUCUCAAGACUCAGAUAUGGUCAAUCGCUCCGGCCACCGGCGACAUUCCCCACAUCACCUGCAUCGGCGCCUGCAUGGUCUCCCUCGGUCCCACCCUCUACCUCUUCGGCGGCCGCGAUGGCAAACGCAACUACUCCGGCUUCUACUCUUACAACACACUCACGAACGAGUGGAAGCUACUAACCCCCGUGGGUGAGGGGCCCGCGUCUCGGAGCUACCACUCCAUGAUCGCUGAUGACAAGAACGUCUACUUAUUUGGCGGCGUCAGCGCUAAAGAGCGGGUCAAGACCCUUGAAGCUUACAACGUCGGGGAAGGGAGAUGGGUCCAGUUCCCGACCCCUGGCGAGCCCUGUAAAGCACGAGGGGCUCCGGGACUGGUCGUGGUGAAAGGGAAGAUAUGGGUUGUAUACGGAUGUUGCGGGGAAGAAAUGGACGAUGUCCAUUUCUUCGAUCCCGUCCAAGGGAAAUGGACCAUGGUCGACACGAAAGGAGAGAAACCAUCACCAAGAAGCGUUUUUGCCACUGCGGUCGUGGGGCGAUACAUCGUUAUAUUCGGGGGCGAGAUAGAGAUGGACCCGAAGCCGCAUAUCGGACCGGGGAAAUUCGACGGGGAUACUUUCGCGUUGGACACGGAGACCUACGAGUGGAAGAAACUCGACGCAUGGGUCGAUGGAACGCACGAGGAGCGUCCGGGGCCGCGUGGUUGGAGCGCGUUUGCGUCUGCGUCCAUCGACGGGCGUGACGGCCUGCUGAUGUACGGAGGCAACACUCCGACCAACGACCGCGUCAGCGAUAUCUUCUUCUUCAGUCCUAAUCUCUGAGCUGAUUAGUAUGCCGAUGCAAUAUACAAUAUGGUUUUCUGUUUCCAGUUAGUAAUUCAAUAAAGUUGCGGUCGUUAAAGACACGCAUCUGGUUUGUGUGGUUAUGAUUGAUUUCUUGUUUGUCUA
Tarenaya hassleriana is the source of this 2579-nucleotide messenger RNA. RefSeq names its product nitrile-specifier protein 2-like. Gene Ontology annotation, cellular component: nucleus; cytosol. Gene Ontology annotation, molecular function: protein binding; enzyme regulator activity; carbohydrate binding. The transcript is spliced from 6 exons. The record is from RefSeq and is a predicted model, not a curated record. Lineage: Eukaryota; Viridiplantae; Streptophyta; Magnoliopsida; Brassicales; Cleomaceae. Gene Ontology annotation, biological process: nitrile biosynthetic process. Bases 117 to 2453 code for a protein of 778 amino acids.